CGGCCUUUUUUUCUGACGACUAGUGUAAAAUAUCAACUGCCCAUCACUUUCAGACAAGGUGUCAAAAGGAUCCGUCAAUGCUUUCACACCCAAAACGUCAUACUUCAGGCCUUGUCAAAACUUCAACGUUAGGGAGGCAAGUAAAAGAAGGCUCAUCAGUUUCUCCAAGAAGAUGAAGAAACCAAUCCAAUCAAAUCCAGUCCCAUGUCUUUCCUCCAUUCUUGUUGCAACUCUACUACUAUUAUUACCGAAUGCAUCAUUAGGAGAUCCGAGAGCCCAAACAGUUCGAGUCAUGUGCGGAAACCAACUCGAGCACAACGCCACCAUCUACGUUCCCAAUUUCGUCGCGACAAUGGAGAACAUCAGUGUCCAGAUGAGAACAUCUGGCUUCGGAAUAGCCGUGACCGGUUCGGGACCCGACACUAACUACGGCGUGGCCCAAUGCUACGGCGAUCUCACCCUACCCGACUGCGUCCUGUGCUACGCCGAGGCGCGCACUGUCCUCCCCCAGUGCUUCCCGUUCAAUGGUGGCCGCAUUUUCCUCAACGGCUGCUUCAUGAGAGCCGAAAACUAUAGCUUCUUCCAAGAGUAUAGUGGGCCCCAGGACACGUCGGUGUGUGGAAACUUGACGCAGAAAAACUCGGCUUUCAAGGAUUCGGCCAGGCAAGCCGUGACGCAAGUGGUUGACAAUGGGCUGAAGGGUAAUGGGUUUGCGCGGGCUCAGGUGGCAGUUUCUGGGGCAACGAAUGAGUCAGUUUUUGUUUUGGCGGAUUGUUGGAGGACAUUGAGCGCAAAUUCUUGCAGGGCCUGUUUGGAGAACGCUUCCCAGUCGGUGUUGGGGUGCUUGCCUUGGUCCGAGGGGCGGGCAUUGAACACUGGAUGCUUCCUGAUGUAUUCGGAUACAAAUUUUCUGAAUCCGGUGGUGGGAAAUGGGAAUUCGAGAGUGUCGGUGGCAGUGAUAGUAGUCGCGGUUGUCAGUUCGGUCUUAGUUUUGGUAGUUGGGGGAGUUAUUGGAAUUUACAUGUGGAAGCGCAGAGUCAUUGAGAAGAAGAGAAGAGGUUCAAAUGAUGCAGAGAAAUUGGUGAAGACACUUCAUGACAGUAGCUUAAAUUUCAAAUACUCCACGCUUGAGAAAGCAACCGAAUCUUUCGAUGAGGCAAAUAAACUUGGUCACGGGGGAUUCGGAACAGUUUACAAGGGAGUUCUACCUGAUGGAAGAGAGAUUGCUGUGAAGAGGCUAUUCUUCAACAAUAGACACAGAGCAGCAGAUUUCUACAACGAGGUUAACAUUAUAAGCAGCGUGGAGCAUAAAAACCUGGUCAGGUUGUUGGGAUGCAGUUGUUCAGGACCAGAAAGCCUUCUUGUCUAUGAAUUCCUGCCAAAUAGGAGUCUCGAUCGCUUCAUCUUUAAUUCAGACAGAGGGAAAACGUUGAACUGGGAGAAGAGAUAUGAAAUAAUUAUUGGGACAGCGGAAGGUCUGGUUUACCUUCAUGAAAACAACAAGAACCGGAUCAUUCACAGAGAUAUAAAAGCCAGUAACAUCUUGUUGGAUUCUAGGCUUCGUGCCAAAAUUGCUGAUUUCGGUUUGGCAAGGUCUUUCCAAGAAGAUAAGAGUCACAUCAGCACCGCAAUCGCAGGAACACUGGGAUAUAUGGCACCAGAGUACCUAGCCCAUGGGCAGUUAACAGAGAAGGCAGAUGUAUACAGUUUUGGUGUUCUUUUGUUAGAGAUUGUCAUAGGAAGGCAAAACAACAAGAGCAAAUCCGCUGAAUACUCUGAGAGUCUGGUCAUAAUUGCAUGGAAGCAUUUCCAGCAAGGAACAGUGGAGGAACUCUUCGACCCAAACCUAAUGUUACACAACUACCACCACAAUCCCAGCGUAAAAAACGAGGUUUUGAGAAUCAUACAUAUAGGGCUUCUGUGCACCCAAGAGGCUCCUUCGUUAAGACCAUCGAUGUCGAAGGCACUACAGAUGCUGGCAAAGACGAACGAACACCUUCCUCCACCUAGUAAUCCGCCUUUUGUUGAUGAGAAAACCAUGGAACUUAACGACACGGGUGAAAACCCCGCGCAUCCCUUUAAUGGUGGCAAUUCUGCUUCAGUUGCCAGUGUAUCCCAUAGUUCAUUUUACCCCAGGUGACACCUUAGUGGGCUGGGUUUUGAACUUGAAUGGGAAAUUUCCCGAUGAAACGGAAAUUAGUAUUAAAAAGGAAAAGAUCGGGAAGUACAUUGAAGAUUAAAUAAUAAAUAUCGACCGUCAUUGAUGGGUAGGCAUUUGGUAACGGUUGAUACAUGUGAUAUGAAACGGGCAUUUGAGUUUGUGAAGAAAGAAGUAUGGAGUGGAUCUUUGUUGGCACUUUGACAAUUUUUGAGCUAAUAUAGAACUUAUACAUAUGUACGCACACAGAUGAGAGAGAGACUCGUGGUAUUAGAGACAUCUCUUUGAGAUAUAUUUUAGUAAGUUUUUUUUGAAACGGAUAUAUAUUUGAAGUUGACAGCGCAUGGACUGAAAAUAGUGUGAAUCAUCGAUAGAAAAUUUUGCUUA
This is a messenger RNA of Rhododendron vialii, 2545 nucleotides long. Its product is annotated as cysteine-rich receptor-like protein kinase 2. Lineage: Eukaryota; Viridiplantae; Streptophyta; Magnoliopsida; Ericales; Ericaceae. Gene Ontology annotation, biological process: protein phosphorylation. The transcript is spliced from 8 exons. Gene Ontology annotation, molecular function: protein kinase activity; ATP binding. The coding region runs from base 173 to 2140 and encodes 655 amino acids. The record is from RefSeq and is a predicted model, not a curated record.